AUGGUGAAAUCAUACUUUAAAUUCGAGCAUUCGAAUACAUUCGGGCUCGUCGCUUCGGCGUCUUCGAAUGCGGUUUGGGCCAAAGACGACCAGACUGGCAUUGCACGUCAGACGGGCGCUGGACGAGCCAUUGUCGGCGCAAGUGAGGAAGUCUUGUGCUGGGAUGUAAAGAAGGGAGAACUCCUUGGAAGAUGGCGCGAUUCUGCCUGCAGAGCGCAGGUUACUGUGGUCACUCAGAGCAUGACAGAUGAAGAUAUAUUCGCAGUUGGCUACGAGGACGGAAGUAUUCGUCUUUGGGAUUCACGCACCGCCACGGUCAUUAUUUCUUUCAACGGCCAUAAAUCCGCCGUCACCAAGUUGGCCUUCGACAACGCAGGCGUGCGCCUCGCUAGUGGCUCGAAAGAUACCGACAUCAUCCUCUGGGAUUUGAUCACUGAGACCGAUCACAUCGCUACAUUUCCUAUUCCCAUCCCCGAAUUGCUCACUGCUUCCGGAUUGAGUGAACACUCAGGUUUCCUAUUAACUACCGGAAAAGAUGCAUUGAUCAAAGUCUGGGAUCUCGCCUCUCAGCACUGCAUUGAAACACAUGUGGCACAAUCAAAUGGCGAGUGCUGGAGCUUGGGUCUUUCGCCUGACCAGGGCGGAUGUAUCACAGCUGGCAAUGACGGUGAACUUAGGGUCUGGUCGAUUGACGAAGCGGCUAUGAUGGAGAUUUCAAGGGAGAAGGUGGGCGCAGAUGGUCGCCGAAUUCUUACGGAACGAGGAACUUUCUACCGACAUGGCAAGGACCGCACAAUUGGCAUCCGAUUCCACCCCCGUGCAGACUACGUUGGAUUCCACGGUUCCGACAAGUCGGUCGAGGUUUGGCGCAUUCGCUCUCAGUCGGAGGUCCAAAAGAGUAUGGCCCGGAAGAAGAAGAGAAGAAAGGAGAAGGAGGCUCGCACCGAGGAGAACGGACCAGAACAGGAUAACGAUAAGCCUGAGGAUGUUUCCGCCGCUCCCGUGUCUGAAGUCUUUGUCCAACAUGUUAUCGUGCGAACUGGCGGAAAGGUUCGUUCCUUUGACUGGAUGACCAACAAAUCAAGUGGCUUGAACCUCCUUGCCGCAACAACAAACAACCAGCUUGAGGCCUACAAUGUUGUGCCAGCGAACAAGAAGAACACCGACAGCGAGGAUCCGGACUACACUCGGAGCUUGGCAGUGGACAUUCCUGGCCACCGAACAGAUAUCCGGUCGAUUGCAUUGAGCUCCGACGACCGAAUGCUUGCCUCUGCUUCAAAUGGCACUCUCAAGAUCUGGAACGUUCGCACCGAAAGUUGUCUACGAACACUGGAGUGUGGAUAUUCCCUGUGUUCAGCAUUCCUUCCGGGAGAUAAGAUUGUGGUUGUUGGUAACAAGAACGGAGAACUCGAGGUGUUUGACAUCGCAUCCUCAACAUUGCUCGACACUAUCAAAGCCCACGACGGACCCGUGUGGUCACUUCAUGUGCACCCAGAUGGCAAGUCUAUGGUCAGUGGAAGUGCAGACAAGACAGCCAAGUUUUGGAAUUUCCAGGUUGUCCAGGAGGAGAUCCCGGGAACCAAACGUACCACCCCCCCGCCUCAAGCUGGCACACACAAGAACGCUGAAGACAACACCGUGAAGGUUUUCUUCGUCGACUCGCUGAAGCUAUUCCUCAACCUUUACGGACACAAGCUUCCGGUUUUGAACAUGGAUAUUUCCUAUGACAGCAAACUAAUUGUUACUUGCUCGGCUGAUAAGACCGUUCGACUCUGGGGGUUGGACUUUGGUGAUUGUCACAAGGCUCUCUUGGCCCACGAGGACAGUAUUAUGGCAGUGGCAUUCGUUCCUCACAACAAGGAUGGAAACGGGCACAACUUCUUCAGUGCAAGCAAGGACCGUAACAUCAAAUACUGGGACGGUGACAAGUUCGAGCAAAUCCAGCGCCUUGUUGGUCACCACGGCGAGAUCUGGGCACUUGCCAUGAGUCACACUGGUGAUUUCAUCGUCAGUGCCAGUCACGACAAGAGCAUUCGCAUCUGGCAGCAAACAGACGAGCCGUUGUUCCUGGAGGAAGAACGUGAGAAGGAGAUGGAAGAGGCUUACGACAGCACACUUACCGCAUCCCUCGAGCAGGAGGAGGACGGUGAAGACGGCGAGAAGGCCGAGGCCGUCGAUGCUGGCAAACAGACGACCGGCACUCUCAUGGCCGGAGAAAAGAUCAUGGAAGCUCUGGAACUAGGCCUCGAGGAUCUCGAAGUCGUCCGCGACUGGCGCAAGGUCAAAGCCGUCAAUCCCAACGCUGCCCCGCCCGAUCGUAACCCGGUCUACCUGGCUCUCAACAACGUCUCUGCCGAGCAGCACGUUCUGAACACCGUCCAGAAGAUCCCCGCCGCUGCCCUCCAGGACGCUCUCUUGGUUCUGCCAUUCUCCAAACUCUCCGCUCUCUUCACCUUCCUCAACAUCUGGGCCGAUCGCGAAUGGAACGUGCCCCUCACCUGCCGCGUGUUAUUCUUCAUCCUGAAGACGCACCACCGCCAGAUUGUUGCCAGCAAGAUGAUGCGUCCUAUGCUCGACAGCAUUCGGGCAUCGCUUCGUCGGGUCCUUGCCCGUCAGAAGGACGAGAUGGGCUUCAACCUUUCCGCGCUGCAGUUCAUUGGCAACCAGAUCCGCGAGCAGAGUACCACGGACUACGUUGAUGAGGAGACUUGGGAGGAGCAGCAGACCUCCAAGGGCACGGGCAAGAAGCGCCAGUUUGUCAGCGUUGCCUAA
This is a messenger RNA of Penicillium mononematosum, 2772 nucleotides long. Its product is annotated as snoRNA-binding rRNA-processing protein DIP2. NCBI's taxonomy places the organism in Eukaryota, Fungi, Ascomycota, Eurotiomycetes, Eurotiales, Aspergillaceae. The record is from RefSeq and is a predicted model, not a curated record. Gene Ontology annotation, biological process: maturation of SSU-rRNA. Gene Ontology annotation, molecular function: snoRNA binding; protein binding. The transcript has 5 exons. Gene Ontology annotation, cellular component: small-subunit processome; Pwp2p-containing subcomplex of 90S preribosome. Bases 1 to 2772 code for a protein of 923 amino acids.